Pyricularia oryzae 70-15 is the source of this 1107-nucleotide messenger RNA. RefSeq lists its product as uncharacterized. The record is from RefSeq and is a predicted model, not a curated record. The coding region runs from base 157 to 1062 and encodes 301 amino acids. Lineage: Eukaryota; Fungi; Ascomycota; Sordariomycetes; Magnaporthales; Pyriculariaceae. The transcript is spliced from 2 exons.
GCUGCGCUCUCUCUUUUUUUUGUCUGCGGCUGGCGCGUUAAUGAAAAAAAAAUAGCCCAACGAGAAAGCAGCCCAUCUUUUUGGUCUUUGCAAGACUCGCAUCAAAUCAGGCCGAGCCCUGUUGCGCAUUCCUUCCUAAUCGUCCUACCGUGGACAAUGACCAACAACACAAUGGAAGAGCCAAGGGCACGUGGUACUGAUCCUCUAGAUUCCAUGGAGGAAAUUCCAGAGAGACUGGAUGAGCAACACGAAACCACGACCAAAAUCCUGGGCUUCCUCAUCCAUCCAAACAUCCCCGUGACGUCACCCACACUCAAAGUCGCCGACGUCGGCGCCGGUACGGGAAUAUGGCUCCUCGACGUUGCUCGCUCUCUGCCGUCAACAUGCCAGCUCACCGCAUACGACAAAACCCCCUCCGGCUUCCCCCCGUCCAGUGCCUGGCCAGCCAACGUAUCCUUCAAGAUCCAGGACAUGUACGCCCCCUUCCCAGCCGCCGAGCUGGGGACCUACGACCUCGUCGCGGUCCGAUUCGUCAGCAGCGCCAGCACCCGCGCCGACUGGGCCCGCGCCGUCGCAAAUCUGACCACGCUGCUCCGGCCGGGCGGCUGGCUGCAGUGGACCGACAGCUGCAACUUCGCCCUGUACAACUCUGCGCCGGGGACCUCGCGCGUCGCCUGCCAAGAGAUAUACGACGGUCUGGACCCCUUUCGCCCCGGUCUUGCUGGCAUCAAUGGCCCCGUCAUCGGGCUCAUGAUGCGCGAGUCUUGCAACGUGCGCAGGCCAGACGUCUUUCGGGAUGCGGGGCUGGUCGACGUGCACGAGGAUGUCUUUUCGACGGACAAACUGCAGGACCCGGGGCUUGGGUUCAGGGACAAGGGUACCAGGAAUAUCAUGGAGUGUUUUCUGGGGUGUUUGGAGGAGCUGGUGACGGUCGAGGGCAGCGGGUGGACCAAGGAGCGGAUCGAGAGGUUGCGGGGCGGGGCCAUGGGGGAGAUCGAUGCGGGGGUCUAUCACACCCUAGACCAGGUCUGCAUUAUAGGGAGGAAACCUAGCGAGAGCUGACUUUGUGUCACUAGAAAUAAAACAUCGAUCUUGAAUAUCGCCUGU